CUCCUGAGUGUGUCCACAGAUGCUGAGAGACAUCACACCGUGACGGAGACCAUGACUGGGUCCGUGUGCGGAGGAGGAUGAUGUUCCUGCAGGGACUCACCUGUGGAUGGACGCCGUCAGGAUGCCUUACCUGAACAGAACUCUGCUCCUCCUCUCGCUGCUGCUGCUCCUGCUGCUGCUGCUGGGUCAGAGCCGAACCGCGGAGGCGCGCAGGCACCGACAGCGGGUGCGCAGAUGGACGGGAACCGAGGAGACCCAGAAGCACGGCGCCUCUCUGCCAAAGAAACCUCCAGAUGUGACCAAGUCCAGAAAAACCAAGACGGAGCAUCUUCUCAAAGUAGAUGAUCAUGAUUUCACCAUGAGGCCGGCGUUUGGAGGUCCUGCGAUCCCUGUUGGCGUGGACGUUCAGGUGGAGAGCUUAGACAGCAUCUCUGAAGUUGACAUGGACUUCACCAUGACGCUGUACCUCCGACACUACUGGAAGGACGAGCGCCUGUCGUUCUCCAGCAGCACAAACAAGAGCAUGACCUUCGAUGGCCGCUUGGUGAAGAAGAUCUGGGUGCCGGACGUCUUCUUCGUCCACUCCAAGAGGUCCUUCAUCCACGACACGACAACAGACAACAUUAUGCUGCGUGUUUUUCCGGACGGACAUGUCCUCUACAGUUUAAGAGUGACGGUGACGGCGGCCUGUAACAUGGACUUCAGCCGGUUUCCUCUGGACUCUCAGACCUGCUCGCUGGAGCUGGAGAGCUACGCGUACACGGACGAGGACCUGAUGCUGUACUGGAAGAGCGGCGAUGAGUCUCUGAGCACCGACGACAGGAUCUCGUUGUCCCAGUUCCUCAUCCAGAAGUUUCACACCACGUCCCGUUUGGCCUUCUACAGCAGCACGGGCUGGUACAACCGUCUCUACAUCAACUUCACGCUGCGGCGCCACAUCUUCUUCUUCCUCCUCCAGACAUAUUUCCCCGCCACUCUGAUGGUGAUGCUGUCCUGGGUCUCAUUCUGGAUCGACAGACGGGCCGUGCCGGCCCGAGUCUCGUUAGGUAUCACCACGGUGCUGACCAUGUCCACCAUCAUCACCGGGGUCAACGCCUCCAUGCCGCGGGUGUCCUACAUUAAAGCCGUGGACAUCUACCUGUGGGUUAGCUUCGUCUUUGUGUUCCUCUCUGUGUUGGAGUAUGCGGCUGUGAACUACCUGUCCACCGUCCAGGACCGCCGCGAGCGCAAGAUGAGGGAGAGGGCGCGCUCCCAGUCGCUGCCCUGCACCUGCAGCAUCUCCCAAACACGAACCAUGACCAUGCUGGACGGCACCUACAGCGAGGCGGACACCAACAGCCUGGCCGGCUACACCGAGGAGCCGAUGGUUCCCGAGGACGAACCCGAGGAGAAGCAGAAAGUUCCCGAGAAGUCAGAGCACAUGGUGGUGCACCUGUCCAUGAGCACCGAGUCCGCUGGCAUCAAGAAGAGGAAGAGCCUCCGCGCCCUCAACAUCAUCCAGAACACGCACGCCAUCGAUAAAUAUUCCCGGAUGAUUUUCCCCGGAUCGUACAUCUUCUUCAACCUCAUCUACUGGUCGGUUUACUGCUGAUUGACAGCCGGGGGUGAAUGGGUGGAAACUAAUAGCGGUGAUGAACCUGAAGGAGAUGAAGAGUUAAUAAUGUUGGUUAUCUUACACAGGAAGAACAGGGAGUACAGCAGAACCUGAGGUACUGAAAACAUCUCCAGAGUUCUGUUUCUGGGUUUCAUUUCUUUCCAACAGCAGCUUGAAUGUUCAUAAAUAUUGUACAGUAAAAGCAAGGAAACACACAAACUGUGUCGGAUGUUACUUCUUACAGUCAGUUAUGAAUGUUUGGGUUCAGGACAACUAAAAUCUGCAACUGAAGAGAUGAUUUACAGGAAAAAAGAAAAACAUCUCAGGUUUGAAAAUUAACUGGUUUUGUUCAAAUUCCAAGUUUUAAUCCAGCUGAAUGUAAAACGCUCAGAUUUGGUUUAUUGGCUUUUGUAGAAUUCAAUUUUUGAGUUGCAUGAACAUGUUGAGCUCAACCUCAGGAAAUUUUAAAGUCUCAGAUGUGAAAGACGGCAGCAGGUACGGAGCACCGGGCGGAGGUUGUCACGGUAACGUGAGUUAUUUCUGAUGGAGAGGAUGGGGAUGCUUUAUUUUGUUAGUCCUUCACAGACGAUGGUGUUUAUUACAGAAGAUAUUUAACUAGAAAAACAAACACAGCUGAAAUCAUAACCCUGAAGAGUUUUUCACUCGUCAUUAAGGAAUGGACCGCUUUCAGAGCUGAGGAGACACAAACAGUAAUACAUUUUAUUCAUUUCUGGGUAAAUGUUUUCACAGAGUACAAAGAUUUGCAGCAAUUGCGGCUUUUGCUGCUCCUUUUAAUUCUGUUUUAUAAAGCGAGUCGAUCAUCGUGUGAGCAUCGAUGGAGCCUGAACACAGAUCUGAUGGCUGAAAAGUCUUUGUCAAAUCUGGCCAAACACUUAUUGUGUUUAUUUACUGGACUAGUUUAUUCCACUAAACCUCACUGUAUUAUAAAAUAAAGUUUGUAUUUGUGUAGAUUAAAGACCUGUUGAAACAAAGUGAUUGUUUUUAAAGGUUAUAUUUGAUCAAGAAUGACUGAUGGUGGCUCAUUUAAAGAGUACGAACUGCUUCUUUAUGAGAAGAAAAAACAACGUUGGAUGAACUGCAGAGACCAGGCGACACAUCUGUAUGCAUCUGUCUGACUCUGCACCUGCUUCUGCAGCUUCACAUCAGUCUAUGGCUCAACAUCUGUCUGCAAAGGUUGUAGCAGUGUCAGAUUUUACUUUGACUACACAUCUGGUUACGUCUCUCCACAGCAGCACAGCUCUGCAGUGGAUGCUCUACAUCUAGCUGCACAUCUGGACAUCACAUCUGCCAGCUGGCAGGAGGUCUUGGUGCUUUUCCACCAAACAUGGCAGUCAAUCUAUUUUUAAACAUGAAUGUUUAGCAUUUAUCGUCACCACAGAUGAUGAAAUGUUUUUGAAUUGUCGAGAUGUGGAUGUGUCAGAGGAAACUGUUUACUGAGAUCGAAUCCUGUUGCAGACACUCAGAUCUGCAGGUGAUGAAGAGUUUUGGUUUGAUGCCCAGCUGUGUGUUUGAGUUUGUCGGUGAAAUGUUUCUACUGGUUAAAUCUGACAUAAAGAAUGUUUCUGUGUUGGUUAAGAUGUAUUAAAUAUAACUGUAAUA
Messenger RNA from Xiphophorus maculatus (southern platyfish), 3214 nucleotides. RefSeq names its product gamma-aminobutyric acid receptor subunit rho-2-like (gene gabrr2a). Gene Ontology annotation, cellular component: synapse; GABA-A receptor complex; membrane. The coding region runs from base 107 to 1591 and encodes 494 amino acids. Gene Ontology annotation, molecular function: GABA-A receptor activity; neurotransmitter receptor activity; extracellular ligand-gated monoatomic ion channel activity. Gene Ontology annotation, biological process: chemical synaptic transmission; regulation of membrane potential; monoatomic ion transmembrane transport. The transcript has 9 exons. The record is from RefSeq and is a predicted model, not a curated record. Lineage: Eukaryota; Metazoa; Chordata; Actinopteri; Cyprinodontiformes; Poeciliidae.